CUCUUUUUUACGGUAACCCUUAAACUAUCUUCCACCUCUCUUCUUCGCCGGAGUCCUCUCCGUGCGCUCUCUAUUUCCCUCCCUCCACUGCGAACCUUCCGGCCACAUACUCACCGAGACCAUCCAGGCGGCGCGGCACGACGGCGAAAGACAGGCCUGCGCCAGCUCCUUUUUUGCGAGGACCUAAAUACAGGUGUUGAUGAUAAUUAGUGAGUUUUUCUUCACUGUAUGAGCUAAUUGAAGCCGCUUGAUUUUAGAUUUGGUGGCACCAUCUUGAUUUUAGUAGAACAAAGGACCUGUUUAGGUUUCUAAAGGCGAAAAGCUGUUUCAGUCAGAUAUAGAAAUUGGGCCAAAACAAUAUUUGGUAUAAGAUAUUUGGGUUCACUGAUUUGUGUGUUGUAGUUCAAUGAUACAGAAAUUGAUCAAGGGAUCAAGAUUACUCGUUUUUCACCGAAAUGUCUGCUUAAUACAUUUCCAAUUGCUUAGUACUCACCGGCCAAACAAAUUUGACCAUGUGAGUCCUCAUAAACAACAUCAAAAGCUCCGUGAGCCCAUUCCUUUCGUCACCGAUGUUAAAGAGGUAAAGGAUCCAUGUGAGGCAUUGGCUCUCUUCAAGGAUUACCAUGAAAGGGGAUUCAAACACCACUAUCCUUCCUACUCAUCUCUCAUCUACAAGUUGGCCCGUUCUCGUAGAUUUGAAGCUGUCGAGAUGAUUCUUGGUCAUUUACAAAAUAGGAACAUUCGCUGCAAUGAGACCCUUUUUGUCGCUUUGAUUCAACAUUAUGGGAAAGUCCAUUUGGUUGAGAAAGGUAUUGAGCUUUUCCAUCGAAUGCCUUCCUUUAAUUGUUUUCGUAGUCGGCAGUCCUUGAAUGUAUUGCUUAAUACACUAGUUGACUGUGACCAGUUUUCUAAAGCAAGUGAAAUCUUCCAGCAGGCUUAUGAAAUGGGCUUCCGUCCUAAUUCAGUGACCUAUAAUAUAAUGAUCAAGGGUUGGAUCAAGAAGGGUGAGUGGGAACAAGCGUGUAACCUGUUCAACGAAAUGCUUGAGAAGAGGGUGCAACCUAGUGUAGUAACAUACAAUAGUCUUUUGGGGCUUUUGUGUAGAAAUGGUGAAAUGGACACAGCACUGUGUUUGUUUGAGAACAUGAUUCAGAAAGGAAAUCAUCCAAAUGCUGUUACUUAUGCAUUGUUAAUGGAAGGAUGGUGCUUCAUAGGUAAAUACAAGGAAGCCAAAAAAUUGAUGUUCGAUAUGGAGUUUCAUGGUUGUAAACCGCGGCCUGUGAAUUAUGGUGUUUUAAUGACACAUCUUGGAAAGACGGGGAACAUCGACGAGGUGGAAUCUUUACUAAAUGAGAUGAAGAAGAGACGUUUGAAGCCUGACGUUGUGACGUAUAAUAUUCUUGUGAAUUACCUGUGCAAGGAAGGAAGGGUUGAGGAUGCUUAUAAAGUAUUGGUUAAAAUGCAAGUUGGAGGUUGUAAUCCUAAUGCAGCAACUUAUAGGAUGAUGAUUGAUGGGUUUUGUAAUGCAGGGGACUUCGAUGGGGCUAUGAAGGUUUUGAAUUCCAUGUUGAUGAGUGGGCACUGUCCUCGUUUACAAACUUUUGCUUCUUUAAUUGUUGGCCUUUUGAGAGGCGAAAACAGUAACUAUGUUUUCUUUGUCUUGGAGGAGAUGGAAAAGCGACAGAUGAGGUUUGACGCUGAAACUUGGAGGACUUUGGUUAUGGAUGCUUGUGGCCAGGAUGUUGUUGAUAUAGGCAGCCGGAUAAACGAGUUGAUCUCCUUACAACACUGAAUCUGCAAUGAAACAAUGGUAACAUUUACAAGUCUUUGUAUAUUGUACUGUUAUUUAGUGUAGAAUUUGAUUUUCACAUA
Cucurbita moschata (crookneck pumpkin) is the source of this 1872-nucleotide messenger RNA. RefSeq names its product pentatricopeptide repeat-containing protein At1g07740, mitochondrial. The transcript is spliced from 3 exons. Bases 407 to 1792 code for a protein of 461 amino acids. NCBI's taxonomy places the organism in Eukaryota, Viridiplantae, Streptophyta, Magnoliopsida, Cucurbitales, Cucurbitaceae. The record is from RefSeq and is a predicted model, not a curated record. Gene Ontology annotation, molecular function: protein binding.